AUGCCAAGACAAAAAGGACCUUGGGAGAACGGGCUGAACGGAGAAGAGGAGCUCAUUGCCGGAGAGUUACCGUGCAGUGACCUUGUUGCCGUCGUUGGGAACCCACUGCCGCCAGAAAACACACCCUUUGCCCCUGCCGCCGUCCGCUGCCCCCUCCCCAUCCAGAAUGGUCGGGAACAUCUUAUCUUAAAGGUUAGGAAGAGCCAGUUUAUACCAGCUGGUUUUGAUGGUGUUCCACAGGAGAUCCUUCCACAUUUAGAGCUUGCGGGAUUUACCGGGAUUGCUCACGUGUGUCAAUUUCCAUUGGACCUCUCGUUGAUCACUGCAUUAGUAGAGAGAUGGAGGACAGAGACACACACUUUUCAUUUGCCUCAAGGUUUACGGAUUGAUGGAAGACUUUUGAUAGCACCUAUUAGAGGUAAUUAUGCUGAUAUUGUUGAGGAGAGUCUAGGGAUUAGACCAUCACGUGUAGAUUUUGUUGGUAGCUUCUUGAAGACGAGUUGGCUAGACCAGCAUUUUACCCAUGUGGCGAUGCAUGCACAGAAUCCUGUACAGAUCACCUGA
Molecule: messenger RNA, 564 nt
Organism: Abrus precatorius (Indian licorice)
Lineage: Eukaryota; Viridiplantae; Streptophyta; Magnoliopsida; Fabales; Fabaceae
Exons: 4
Coding region: 1-564 (187 amino acids)
Source: RefSeq, a predicted model, not a curated record